Molecule: messenger RNA, 549 nt
Organism: Candida albicans SC5314
Lineage: Eukaryota; Fungi; Ascomycota; Pichiomycetes; Serinales; Debaryomycetaceae
Exons: 1
Coding region: 1-549 (182 amino acids)
Source: RefSeq, a predicted model, not a curated record
AUGUCAGGUAAUGAUUCUCCAAUUCCAGGCAAUGCCACAGUUAAAAUUGAGCAACUACAAUCGUUUACUAGUCUUCAAUCUCAAGUUACCUCACCACAAAAGACCAUGAACGAAACCAAUACCCAUUUUCGAUAUUUGUUACAAAAUACAAAUAAUGAAACCAUUCUAGAGGUCAAUGCGGAUGAAGGGCCGUCUUGUAUAGGACCAUUAUCAGGAAAAUGCAGGUAUAUUGCAGCACAGCCUGAGGUGGAUGACAAAAACUGGAGCUUACCAUUGGGAAGAGUUCCACCCAACCAAUCUGUUGAUGCGGAAGUUGAUAUGAAUGAUGAUGAUGCAUCUUACGAGUUUGUUGAUGGGAAGAAUAACGCAGACAUACAAACUGCUGUGAAUACUUUUUGGCAAGCUUAUAACAACAAAAGCUCCAAACUGAGUAAUGAUGAAAAGCUUGAAAUGGCCAAAGAAGUUUGCAACACUUUAUAUGAUAUGGCAGAUCGAUGGAAUGGAAACACAUCAAAAAAACAACGUAGACAUAGGUAUUCUCCUAAGUAA